Orcinus orca (killer whale) is the source of this 1900-nucleotide messenger RNA. It is a transcript of the gene PIMREG, whose product is annotated as PICALM interacting mitotic regulator. The coding region runs from base 30 to 836 and encodes 268 amino acids. The transcript is spliced from 5 exons. The record is from RefSeq and is a predicted model, not a curated record. NCBI's taxonomy places the organism in Eukaryota, Metazoa, Chordata, Mammalia, Artiodactyla, Delphinidae.
GGAUCCGCGCGGUGUUUCAAAUCCUCUGGAUGGGUGAGGAGCAGCUGUGCUCGGCGUCUGGUGAGCGUUGGGCGCUGUUGGGGUCUGCUGGGCAGAACAGACUCUCGGCCGGGCAGAUGGCUUCUCGGUGGCCGGCCGUGGGGGCCUCCAUGCGUCGGAGGUCCCUACAGAACCAGGGGCAGCUGGAGGAGAGCGAGGCCCUACAGCCUGCAGUUGGCCACCCAGACACCUCCAGCGGGGCCCUGGACUCCCUGUGCAGACAGUUCCAAAGGAGGCUGCCCCUGAGAGCAGUCAGCCUCAACCUCAGGGCGGGCCCCUCCUGGAAGCCCCUGGAAACCCCACAGCCAGGACAGCAGGGCCUCCAGGCUGCAGCUCGCUCAGCUAAGAACGCCUUGGGUGCCGUGUCCCAGAGAAUCCAGGAGUCCUGCCAGAGUGGCACCAAGUGGCUGGUGGAAACCCAGGUGAAAGCCAGGAGGAGGAAGAGGGGGGCACAGAAGGGCAGUGGCCCCCCAGCUCGCAGCCCGAGCCACAGGAGCACCCGGCUAUCAGUGGCCGCCCCUGCCCGCUCAACCCUGGACCCCCGGGAGAGGGCGAAUCGCCGCCUCUCCACCCAGAUGGGCCCGCAUGCCCACCCUCGGCGGCGGUCCAGGAGGGAGGCUGCCUUCCGGAGCCCCUACUCCUCAGCAGAGCCUCUCUGCUCCCCCAGCGAGUCUGACAGUGACCUAGAGCCCGUGGGGGCAGGAAUCCAGCAUCUCCAGAAGCUGUCCCAAGAGCUGGAUGAGGCCAUCAUAGCCGAGGAGAGUGGCGACAUGACUGUUUCUCUCAUUCAUGACUGAGGACAGCAUCCUUCAGGUAAUGCCCUCCUCCUACGCAUCUUUCUCUGUGUCUUCCCCCUCCCCCACCUCCUCCUCUUGCACGAGCCCGUAGACAUACUUGGAGGCAUGUUAAAGAACUGAGUCUUUUCUGGAAAAAGCCACAGAGCCGAUGGGCCCCACAGAGCAGGAAGGUGCGAGUCUUCUGAGCUGCUCAGAGCCGGAGCUCCUGACCUCACUGGGCCCAUCACUGAUGGAGCAGAGCAUACUGGGGCCCCAGGCAGCCGCAGCCACCUUCUAGCACCUCAUUUCGGGGGGGCAGUCCAUGGUGUCCCCACCUCCCCUGGCUUCAGCACUGUGAGGGGCAUGAAGGGAGCUCUGUCUUGCAGGAAGCAAGCCAUAGCUGACCACCAUGCCCUCACACCCAGGGUCCGCGCGUCCCGGGAGUUCCUGGAGGACCCAGGAGCUGGCAGUGCCCCUGGGCCGCGGCAAACAGGGACCGGACUAACAAGGGCCCAGGUGGAGGCUGCUGGGGGUCUCUGCCCUUCUGCUCCAGCCACUUCCCCGCCCGCCAGUGACCACUUGCCGCAGUCUGCGAGUGACUCGGGGAGACCUCGGAGAGACGGGGGGACUGCUCAUUCUACUCCCCUUUGGGGCUUAGAAACUCAUCCCACACGUGAGCUUUACAGUUGCUUCACUUGUAAAGUGCAGUGCAAGCACAAGGUAAUAUCUGAGAGCUCUGAGCUGCGUACCCAGGAGUAGGGUCUGCAAAGAGUCAUCUCCUGUGUCACCAGCGCAGGGGCUCUUGGGAACCCAGAUUCUAGCCCUGUUGCCCACAGCAGAGCCCCGGAAGAAGGGAUGGGAGAGAGUUCCAGGCCCCAAGACCCUGAGUCCACAGACACCUACUUACAUUCUCAGCACAGGGCACCCACCGUGGGAGUACAGGGAGAGGUAGCCCUGUUCAAUAGCAAUCUCUGCCCUUUGUAAAUUAUUUAAGAAAUCUGCUUUGUCAUUUUAUUCGAAAGAAACCAGUGUAGGAGUUUCCUAGACAACACUGCUUUUUCAUAAUAAAGACUCUCUGUAUCUGA